Molecule: messenger RNA, 1797 nt
Organism: Mycetomoellerius zeteki
Lineage: Eukaryota; Metazoa; Arthropoda; Insecta; Hymenoptera; Formicidae
Product: UDP-sugar transporter UST74c
Exons: 4
Coding region: 112-1797 (561 amino acids)
Biological process (GO): ubiquinone biosynthetic process
Cellular component (GO): mitochondrion; mitochondrial inner membrane
Source: RefSeq, a predicted model, not a curated record
CCUCGAUUCGUGUUAUUAUUUAUCGCAAUAACGGUGUUCUUGGAGGCACGUAUGAGCAGAUAAGUGCGAAGUUCAGUGGCAGAGAGACCUGCUCUGUUCUUUCCUUCCACGAUGACGGAACACGAGCAGAACGCGAUGUUCGUCCGGGUGGCGUCGGCGUUCUUUUACGGCCUGUCGUCGUUCAUGAUAACGGUCGUCAACAAAACCAUCCUCACGUCGUACGCCUUCCCGUCCUUCCAAGUGCUGGGGAUCGGCCAGAUGCUCGCGACGAUCCUGGUCCUAUUCUUCGCCAGGAGGCUGCGCUAUGUCGAGUACCCCAAUCUGGAGGUGACGACCUUCACCAAGAUAUGGCCGUUGCCGCUGAUAUACAUCGGCAACAUGAUAUUCGGCCUGGGUGGCACCAAGCAGCUAAGCCUACCGAUGUUCACCGCCCUGAGGCGAUUCAGUAUCCUCAUGACGAUGAUCGCCGAGUACUACAUCCUCGGUAUCAAGGCGCGUCUGUCCAUACAGCUGAGUGUUUAUACCAUGAUCCUAGGCGCAGUGGUAGCCGCACUCAACGAUCUUGCCUUCAAUCUCGAAGGCUAUGUCUUUAUCCUAUUGAACGAUUUUUUCACCGCCGCUAAUGGUGUAUAUAUGAAGAAGAAGCUAGAUUCUAAGGAAUUAGGAAAGUACGGACUGAUGUAUUAUAAUUCUUUGUUUAUGCUCGGCCCAACGGUCCUGAUGGCCUGGUGGAUGGGCGACAUAGAUCUGGCAUUAGAGUUUCCCAAUUGGACAAAUCCGCUGUUUAUUCUGCAAUUUGUAUUGUCGUGCAUAAUGGGUUUUAUCCUGUCGUACAGUACGCUCCUCUGUACACUGUAUAACUCCGCGCUGACGACUACUAUAAUCGGAUGCCUGAAAAAUAUAUGUGUGACGUAUCUCGGCAUGGUGAUCGGCGGAGACUAUAUAUUUUCGUUGUUAAACUUUGUAGGAUUAAAUUUAAGUGUGAUAGGUAGCUUAGUAUAUACGUGGGUAACGUUUCGUAAAAGAGAGAGUCCGCCGCCAAAGUACACUUUGUUGACUGAAUCUCAGGCCAGUAAGAUACAAGCCAUAUGCCGUUUCGCGACCGCCUGCGAGGCGUUCCUGGAGGACUAUGCCAAGCACCAUGUAUCCCUAUCCCCCCUGCAACGUGUGCUUCUCACGAUGGGCUCGGCGGCUAUAUCGUUGGCGAAUCCGUCUCGAGGCGACAUGAUAGCGUGUUUGGGGGAAACUACCGGUAGAAACGCUCUCGUGUAUUGUCAUCAACAAAUGAAGAAUACGAGCGAGGGUCAACUUAUACUCGCGCAAAAGCCACGCAUAAAUACGUCCACCGUCGACCUUUCUUACCUCAAAGAUCUGCCGCCUGGGACUGUGGGCAGAACUUAUCGCAAUUUCUUGGAUGACAAUAAUGUGUCGCCCGACGAUAGACCUGCAGUGCAAUUUGUUGAUGAUAUCGAGCUGGCUUAUGUGAUGCAACGAUAUCGAGAAGUGCAUGAUAUUUUUCAUGCUAUGCUUCUAAUGCCAACGACGAUGCUAGGAGAGGUAUCAGUUAAGUGGGUAGAGGCUUUACAAAUGCAUUUGCCGAUGUGCAUAACUGGCGCAAUAUUUGGAGCUAGUCGACUACGUCCUAGACAGAGGCAAUUAUACUUAGAUCAUUAUCUCUCGUGGUCUGUAAAUACCGGAUUGAAUGCGAAGUUCUUGCUAGGGAUAUAUUUCGAGAAGCGCUGGGAACAAUCCCUCGAAGAUUUUCAUAAAGAAAUGAAUAUCGUGCGUCUUAUAUGA